Molecule: messenger RNA, 2038 nt
Organism: Conger conger (European conger)
Lineage: Eukaryota; Metazoa; Chordata; Actinopteri; Anguilliformes; Congridae
Exons: 5
Coding region: 358-2001 (547 amino acids)
Source: RefSeq, a predicted model, not a curated record
UUCCCGGAAGAGACAGCUGUUCAUUUGACAAACCAGGCAGAAUUUCAGGGCACCAGUUACGGUGUUGGCAUGAUCUUGGUAUAUGGCUCCAAUGGUGGAUUGCCCGACUUUGCUGAAAUACUCCAAAUCAUCAUAGUUCGUGACCGCUUAGUGUUUGUGUUGAAGUUGCAAAAUGCAGGGUACCUUGAGCAUUUUAGAUGUUUCAAGUUGGAGUCCACAAGUAUAGUCAAAGUGAUUGAGCAGUCCCAACUUAUUGACACAUACCCAUUGGCUACGUAUGCAAUGCAAGGCGAUCGUAUGGUUUCUCUCAAACACCACAUCUGCUUGUCAAACUAGUUGUGCUUGCCCAUAGCUGACAUGUCUGCCCCAACUCAACUACGUGUUGUUAUAGAAGAAACUCAAGUUCACAAGUUAAUCCUACCAGGUGGAGUUCCCAGCACUGUAGAUGAACUUUUAGCAGCUGCACAGGAUCAUUUUCAACUCCAAGGGAGCUUUACUGUUAUGUACAUGGACAAAGAAUUUGAUAACCAAUUCUUCACUCUAACGUCAACAGAUUUGGUUAAGGACAAAGACACAAUCAAACUAGUUAGAACAGAAGAGUCUGUUAUUCUCACAUUGACUCCCAGCAACGAGUCAUUUGCUUCCUCUCCAGUGACUCCCAGCAACGAGUCAUUUGCUUCCUCUCCAGUGACUCCCAUCAACGUGUCAGUUGCUUCCUCUCCAGUGCCACAGGAUCAGUCUUUCCAGGAUGACAGUUCUGCAGUUAGCUCAGCGGACACCAUCAUUUCACCACAGUCCCCAGAGUGUCGAUCAGAACCAUGGCCAACUAAUUUUGUCAUUCCCACCUUUUCAUAUGACGUGGAAAUGCUCCUUCAAGUAGGAAAUAAGGCUUAUGAAAGUAAUGGCUCACUCCUUAACAAUCCAAACUUGAGUUUGAGCAUACUGGACAAACUUGCUGACACCAUUUUCUGCUACACUGCUUAUCCCACUGGUCUUCAAAAACUGGCUGUUGUAGAAGCUCUGUUAAAAAAGCAUCCAUGCCUUAGGGAGCCUAAAACAUCAUUUUCAGGCAUCUAUGGGUGGCAGCAGCGUCUUACUUGGAAGGUGGCUAAUUACCGUAGCAAAAUGAAAAGGCGUGAAGUACCUUGUCCUGAGCUCGAUGUCAACUCCUUGAAAAGGAAAUCCCCGGGUGAGCGAAAUCCGGCAAAAAAUUGCAAGAGACCGAAGAAAGCAGAGGUUAACUACCUUCCUCCACAUCCAAGUGGAGAAACUAGCAACAGUCUGGAGAUGGAGAGACAGGAACUUCUCAAUGAGGUAAAGAAGAAGAAUAACAACAAGGUGAUUGAAGAAAAAAUGUCUAAAACAUUCUCCAUGCGAAGGCUUGAGGUUGUGAGUGGAACUCCAGCAGCGGCUGACUUCAGAGAACGAUGGCCUGCAUUGUUUUGUGAAGAUGGGAUAAAAGAGGAAUUCCGCAGAAUUACCACAAUUUCCCUGGAGCAGAGCUUCAUCUACAGACUUGAUGCCUACACACCCAAGCUUCUAACCCUGAUGAAGGCCAAGGGGGGUGUAGUGGGGACCAAACUGAGGCCUUUCCUCUUUAAACUGAGUAAGAACCAAAGCAUUGAGAUGAGACGGGAAACUGUUAUCCGCAGCCUCAUUCUGUACCUCGGCGAGGAGGGAGAGCAUCUUUUUGAAGAUUGUCAGGAGGACCACCGCAGUGAUGCUACUGAACACGUCCUGAAGAUCUUGGUCGCCCAUGGUGCUUCUGAAGAGGAUCCAGUUGAUGUGUCCAUCAUUCUUGAAGGCACGGAAGUGUUGCAUGGAUGUGGAAACGUCGCUAAAGCCUGCACAUUAUUGAUGGGACUGAUCUAUGCCCUCAACCUUGCAUACCCCCAAACACUGCAUUACACUUUUGAGGUGUUUCAGAAACUUUUCCUGGAACUGGAUGGGAUGAAGCUGUCCCCAAAAGUACAAGCCUUAAAGUCAAAAUUGCUCUCUUAAACACACACACCACCACCCCUCCCCCCUCCCCCCCCAC